GCCUCCAUGCGUCGUGAGGUGAGGCGCUUUAUUAGAGCCGAUGCCCAAAAAGGGGAGGAGCCUCUUCCACUUUUUUCUAUCCCAUGGGGUGCGCUGAUAGAUAAGUAGAAGACCCCCUGCAAGAAUGCGAUCAUAUUGGAAACAACUGACCAUUGUAUCGAGUCCUCGUUCCUCCGUUUAAAGAUGCAGCAGCUGCUCUUCACUCUCGCCCUGCUGUCUUUUCUGGCACUGGAUACAGAGGCUGGAGAUUGGUGUUACCAGUCCCAGUUCAGCUGUGAUCAUCAGUGUAACACACCAAAUAAAUGGGACCAUGCCAACAGUGACUGUGAUGGCAGAUAUCAGUCUCCCAUCAACGUGGUCACCAGGAAGACACUACUGGAUGAGCGACUCACACCGUUCAAGUUCACCAACUACCAGCAGAUCUUCAGAGGCUUCAUUAAGAACAAUGGCCACUCAGUCCAGGUUGGAGUUCCUCACCUCAGCACAAUAUCAGGAGGAGGCCUGUCCACUACAUACAAAGCUGUGCAGUUCCACCUGCACUGGGGCAACAGUAAAGGGCCAGGGUCAGAGCACACCAUUGAUGGGGAACAGUAUCCCAUGGAGCUGCACAUUGUACACAUGAAGCACCAUUAUACUGACCUGUCCACAGCUCUGGCAGACCAAGAGGGAGUGGCAGUUCUUGGCUUCUUCUAUGAGAAGUCAAACAGUGCAAACCGAAAAUAUGAUCCCAUCAUCACUUCUCUUCGGAGCAUUAAAGCAGCUAAUGGAAACACUUCUUUACCACCUGUGUCUCUGGCUCAGCUCCUUCCCCCUGAGCAGAACCUGACCAGUUUCUACAGAUACAAAGGAUCCCUUACCACUCCAGGUUGCACCGAGGCUGUGGUCUGGACUCUGUUUGAGAACACCAUCCCCCUCAGCAGUGACCAGCUGCGGGCUUUCUUCGACCUGAAGUUUCAUGAUGGCAAACCGAUGGUGGACACCUUCAGACCAGUGCAGCCUCUGAAUGGGAGGCAGGUGUUUCGUUCUGGUGCGACUGUGGCUCUGACCAGCACAGCUCUCCUUGUGGCUGCCCUGGCCUCAGCUCUGGGACUAUCCCAACUGAACUAGAGCAGGACCCGCUGCACCGCAGCAUCCACAGACACUUUGACCAUCCAUUCGUCAGCUGGACUUUGGUUUUGUUACAUAUCGCAUGGUUGCUAUGACGCACGGUUGCUAUGACAAAUAACCUCAUCAUAUGAGCAUGAACCUCAUGUGCUCGUUUAUGACGCACAUGACAAAGGUGUUGAAGUGCGCCUUAUGAACAGUGUCAUACCUAGAGUACCUGUGCAUGCAGAGUGACGCAGUAUGAAUGUGCCAUAAACAGGGACAAAGACAGCUGAACUCUAGUGAAAAGCACACCUCAGCUGCGCUCACAGCACCACCCCAAACACCAGCACCUCCAAUGUCAGGUAAAUAUAGUCCCUGCUAAUGUGGCUAAUGCCUCUGCUGAGAGUGCCACAAUCAGCUCAGUGACCCACUGCAUGGGGCACUGUGCCUGAUGGUCCUCGUGAACAGCAUUUGGCUAUUAAUAGUAAAACAGCGGUCAAAAGUGUCAGCAAUUUGGUUGUGUUUCAAAGUCCAGGUGUAAAGAGCACAGGGCCACACAUACAACAGGCAGAAAGCAAGUAUCUGGAGCAGAGGGCACAUUUCCACCUCCACAACAAUCUUUAAGUGCACAGUCUUGCGUAUCCCAGGUGACACCGCACUGACACCUGAGCCCAACAAUGACAACAGCUUGGACAGAGCACAAGAAGACACAAGCACUUUUCAAAUAUGCCACUGUCCCUUUUUAGUUUUAAAUCUAUCACCAGCCGGCUAUUUUAAUACGCUCAACGAUGCUAAACACCUCAUAUCAGAGUUUGGACUGAUGACCUUUCUUAACUAGAUGCUGUGUGUUCAUGGCUUGUAAUACAGGGUCCUGAAUGCACUGAAUGUUUUUGACUGUGAACUCCACUCCAGUCCUUCCUUAUAUAUUGUGGAUAUUGUGGAGGACUUAUAAAGUAUUCUAGUGAGACUGUGCAAUUUACCAGCGGAAUUUAUCAAGCAAGGAUUACAUACAGUAUAUAUUUUCCAUUGUGUCUUGGCAUUGUAAUCUUUCUAUGCUGUGUAAUUGAACACAUGUAUUUAUGAAGUGAAUGUGUACGGAUAUGAGAUGCACAAUGUUAUUUAUGUUUUGUUUAAAUUGUAUUGAAUGCAUAUAUGAAGAAACUAUUAGACCAAUCCACUCUUCAAGUACAAGUGUAGAUAACUGUCAAGUGUGUAUACUUGAAAGUGUCCAAGAAUGUGUCCUAACUGAACAAUAAACAAUUUUGCCUUUUUAAA
This is a messenger RNA of Periophthalmus magnuspinnatus, 2361 nucleotides long. RefSeq names its product carbonic anhydrase IV a (gene ca4a). Gene Ontology annotation, molecular function: zinc ion binding; carbonate dehydratase activity. Lineage: Eukaryota; Metazoa; Chordata; Actinopteri; Gobiiformes; Gobiidae. Gene Ontology annotation, cellular component: plasma membrane. The record is from RefSeq and is a predicted model, not a curated record. The transcript has 8 exons. Bases 184 to 1107 code for a protein of 307 amino acids.